AUCACCUCCUACAUACUCUCGCUAAGACAUACUUGUAUUACCCCAUUAGCCACGAAUAUCUGAACAUCGCUUCGGAUCAUUUCUACCACGCUAAUCACCUCUAUACGAUUCGAUACAGAAGAUACGCACAUCGAUAUGUGGGUCCGGUGCAGGUGGUGGCGAUUUUAAGGAGGAAAGUCUCCCCCAUGAAGAAACCCCGCAACCUAGGCAGUGCUCGCGAUCAGCUGCCCUUAACCAGUGGUAGGUAGUAGGAUGCAUGCACUUCGAACAUGGGCCACCGGAUCUCCCAAGGAAAAUCAUUAUAAGGGCAAUGGUCAUUCCAUGAAAAUUCGUCAUCUCUCACUAUGUCCAAUCCUACUACUUCGUCCAAAUCCCGCCUUCAACAAGUCGCCUGCCACAUCGUGCCACAGUCUGCGCAACCGAAACGUAUCAAGAGUACCAUGGAUGUUGCUGGCUAUGCUCUAAUAACAGGUGCAGCUUCUGGCAUCGGUUCUGCGUGUGCAAGGGCUUUCGCGCAGGAGGGUUCGGCAGGCAUCGCGCUUGUCGAUUUAUCCCGGGAAGCACUUGACCGUGUUAAGGCGGAAAUCUUGAAGGAGACCGAGCAAUCAGAAGCCAGAAUCCGGAUAGAAACUUAUGCAGUGGAUAUUUCUGAUGAGCAAGAAAUCACGAAAGCUGUCAAUGAGGCAGCAAAGACUUUCGGUCGUCUAGACUACGUCGUCAAUGCAGCAGGUAUUGCGAUGAAGCACACAGGCGGAACUGCAUUUGCAAAGACACAUGACUGGCAAAAAAUCUUGGACGUCAAUCUCAACGGCACAUUCUUCGUGCUUCGUGCUGCAGCGCAGAUCAUGCUGAAGCAAGACCCUAUUCUCUCAUCCCUGGACGGCCGGCCACUCCAACGGGGGUCUAUCGUAAACUUCAGUUCCAUUCAGGGUGUCGUCGGGAUCACUCUCUCCACGGCUUAUACGGUCAGCAAACAUGCUGUUAUUGGCCUAACGCGAACAGCCUCCGAAGAUUAUGCAUCACAAGGUCUGCGAGUGAAUGCUAUUUGUCCAGGGUACACUGAGACGCCUAUGACAACAAAGAAUCCAGCCGUGAAAGCAGCAAUGGAUGAGAGGAUUCAAAGUGCCGUUCCCAUGAAAAGAAUGGGUAGCCCAUCAGAGAUUGCGGACGGUGUGUUGUAUCUUGCAGGCGGGAGGAGCAGUUUCGUAACAGGCAGUGCUUUGAUGGUUGACGGUGGCUACACUUCACGAUAGUUAAAUGUACAGAUUAGCUGCUACCCUAUAGUAUUGUGUUA
Messenger RNA from Aaosphaeria arxii CBS 175.79, 1294 nucleotides. Its product is annotated as NAD(P)-binding protein. Lineage: Eukaryota; Fungi; Ascomycota; Dothideomycetes; Pleosporales. Gene Ontology annotation, molecular function: oxidoreductase activity, acting on the CH-OH group of donors, NAD or NADP as acceptor. The transcript has a single exon. The record is from RefSeq and is a predicted model, not a curated record. Bases 345 to 1253 code for a protein of 302 amino acids.